Ramularia collo-cygni is the source of this 1671-nucleotide messenger RNA. Its product is annotated as related to triglyceride lipase-cholesterol esterase. The transcript has 3 exons. The record is from RefSeq and is a predicted model, not a curated record. Lineage: Eukaryota; Fungi; Ascomycota; Dothideomycetes; Mycosphaerellales; Mycosphaerellaceae. The coding region runs from base 1 to 1671 and encodes 556 amino acids.
AUGCCUCCCGUUCCCUUCGUCGGGCGGCUGCAUAUCCACGAGUACCUCGCCCUCGGUGGCUCCUUCGUCCUCCUCCUCCUCGAAGUCGUGAUCCGGACGAUAACCCUGCUACUCCCCACGCCUAUCAUUCACUUGGGGUAUCGGAUCAGUCGCAAUGCCUUCAACAGCCUCUCAUCGCCAUAUUCGCGACGCGCCCGCAAUAAGAAAAAGGGUGUUUCAUACUCCAUAGCGCAUGCAGAUGAUUUCGUCGCGCUUUGCGAGCUCUACGGCUAUUCUGCCGAGGAGCAUGUUGUUCAGACGAAAGAUGGCUUCCUUCUGGGCGUGCACCGACUCGCCUGGCGCAAAGGCGAGGAGGAUCAGCGUGUCAAUUGCGGGCCAGGCAGCAUACAGAAGAAGGUGAUAUACCUGCACCACGGUCUCAUGAUGAACAGCGAGGUCUGGGUAUGCAUUACGGAGCAGGAGCGGUGUCUGCCCUUUCUGCUGGUCGAUCAGGGCUACGAUGUCUGGCUCGGUAAUAACAGAGGAAACAAGUACAGCAAAAAGUCGCUGCAUUACGGUCCGAUAGACCUACCGUUUUGGAAUUUCAGCAUGGAUGACUUUGCCUUCCAUGAUAUUCCUGAUUCGAUUAACUAUAUCCUCAGCACAACGGAGCAGCCGAGCUUGUCAUAUAUUGGAUUCAGUCAAGGAACUGCACAAGCGUUUGCUACUUUGUCAAUUCAUCCCACGCUCAACUCCAAGGUCGAUGUAUUCGUGGCGUUGGCACCAGCCAUGGCACCUCCGGGUCUUGCCUCUGGCAUCGUAAGCUCUCUAGUCAAAUCUAACCCGGAAGUACUCUACUUGGCAUUCGGCCGUCGCGCCAUGCUCAGCAGUACGACAAUGUGGCAGGCUAUACUCUACCCAGCCAUCUUUACUUGGGUCAUCGACAAGGCGCUGAGUUUCCUCUUUGGCUGGAAGACGGCCAACAUCACACCUCACCAGAAGCUGGCCGCGUAUCCUCACUUAUACUCUUUCACCAGCACCAAGAGUGUAGUUCACUGGUUUCAGAUCAUCCGAAAUGGUAAAUUUCAGAUGUUCGAUGACGAGGUCACUGGUCCAGGCAGCUUCACUACAGGAAGCAAGUAUUACAAGGUUGCCAAGUUUCCCACCAGAAACAUCAAGACUCCCAUCGUUCUCGUCUACGGCGGGAGCGAUAGCUUGGUCGAUAUCAAGCUCAUGCUCAAGGAGCUGCCCAGGCAUACCGUUGCGAAGUGCGUACCAAAGUACGAGCAUUUGGAUCUCCUCUGGGCCAGUGAUGUUGAGCACCUCGUCUUUCCACAUGUCCUCGAAGCUUUGAACAACUACGCUACUCCCAGCGUCACCAAGCGCGAGGCGCUGGGCUGGACCGGAGGCCUGGAACUCCCCAGCCGCAACAUCUUCGACAGUACACAGCCUCCCGGAUACUCGGACGAUGAGCAGUCUCGCCGAAUGCCAGAGACGCCCAUUUCCGACGCUUUCCGUCGCUCUCAUGCCGAGGAGCAAAUGGACGAAAGCGACCAAGACGAUGAAAUGAACAGCAGUCGGGAAGGACUCAUGCUCGCACCAUCCGCUUUUGCGCACUCUUCUGCCAGUCCGCGUAGGACCAGGACCCUUCAGGCUAGCCUUCUGCCCGGCGAAACUCAGCCCCGGAACUGA